Messenger RNA from Blastomyces gilchristii SLH14081, 5137 nucleotides. Its product is annotated as palmitoyltransferase pfa4. The transcript has 5 exons. Gene Ontology annotation, biological process: peptidyl-L-cysteine S-palmitoylation; protein targeting to membrane. The record is from RefSeq and is a predicted model, not a curated record. Gene Ontology annotation, molecular function: protein-cysteine S-palmitoyltransferase activity. The coding region runs from base 45 to 1373 and encodes 442 amino acids. Lineage: Eukaryota; Fungi; Ascomycota; Eurotiomycetes; Onygenales; Ajellomycetaceae. Gene Ontology annotation, cellular component: Golgi apparatus; endoplasmic reticulum; endoplasmic reticulum membrane.
CGACGAGGGAGCAUCAGCAGGAUGAGUACGAUAAACACGAGACGAUGGUUGCCAUUAACGUUUCCCGCCUCGCCAUCCCAGCCGUCUCUUUACUUAUCACAUUCCUUGCAUAUUCAUCGCAGUAUAUAUUUCUAUACUUAGAGCCAUCGCCGCUAAGAAAGGACCAACUGAUUAAGUUUAACGUUUUGGUAGCAUGUCUUUGGAUUUGUUAUUACCGUGCUUGUACAACAGAUCCCGGGCAAGUGCCUGCUGGUUGGCAGCCGUCUGUCGCAAAUGAUGUCAUUGAGACGGGAGAAACGGCGCAAAAUGGUAUCCAAUAUUCAUCCUUUCGACAACGAUGGUGCCGGCGAUGUGAUACUUUCAAGCCUCCUCGGGCUCACCAUUGCAAGUCUUGCCAGCGAUGCAUACCCAAAAUGGACCACCACUGCCCCUGGACAGAAAACUGCGUUUCUCAUUUUACCUUCCCCCACUUCAUUCGUUUUCUCUUUUAUGCAGUGUGUUCUAUGACAUACCUUGAAUGUCUCCUCUACCCCCGUGUUGCUGUCGUUUGGAAAAACCGGCAUCUGCCGAGCUAUCUGGGGCCAAGCCUUCCACAGCUAGUUCACCUGUUCUUGCUUGUUGUGCUUAAUUCUACGGUGCUCUUCGCACUCGUAAUCCUGCUGGCACGAACACUGUGGUGUCUGGGGGGAAACACAACUACCAUCGAGGUUUGGGAGAUUGAAAGACAUAAAACACUUCUUCGACGAGCUCGUGUCCUUGGAGGAUAUCUUGAUGGCCCGGACGGCGUUCCUGUGCGUAUCCAAAAACAGGAAUUUCCAUACGACAUUGGGAUCUGGAACAAUAUAAAAUCCGGUAUGGGAGGAAGCGCUAAUAUCAUUAGUUGGUUUUGGCCUCUUGCUUCAACUCCACGUCAAGGUUCAGGGUUAGAGUUCGAGGUGAACGGUUUUGAAGAAAGCACCGUGUCAUGGCCACCACCCGACCCAGAUCGAAUGUAUAAGUCGAUGCCACGGAACAACUUUAGAAACGAUUUCAGUGGUGAACAAAACUAUGCAUCGCAAAGUCAAGAAAUUGAAGCAUUUAAACGCCGCCAAAGAGAAGACUUCAAGCGCCGACAGAUUGUGUCAGAAGUUCAACGUCGAACCCCCUUCCACAAACGGUACAUCCAAAAUGUGGAGAUGACAGACUCUGCUGACUUGAGUGGAUCUGAAAGUGGGGGAAACUCCGAUAGCGGUGAAGAAGGUUGGAGAGAUCCGGAGGGUGAUAGACUUCGGGACUUUGGGGUUGACGAAGAGGUUGAAUUCUAUGAUGAGGACGAUAUCCCGCUUGCAGAGCUUCUUCGGCGAAGGCAAGCCCAAGUCAAAUGCACGACUUGAAAAAUUGGACAUGUGCUCUCUUGCUGAAUCUGGCAAUAUUGGAAGAUCCCACAUCAUUGGCCCCGAUCAGUCAAAAUCCGCAAUUUAUCGGCCUAAACUCGGAAUAAGACGAUUGGACGAGAACAAACCAUGGAAGAUGGCGGCUUCUAGCCUAGCACACCUCUUCAAGCGUAAACUCCCCUGAUGGCUCCUCGACAGCGUUGUGAACGGCAAGUCGUUGCCGAGCCAUGCGCGUCCCUUCUCCCAGAAUUCCACAGUAAAACCUGCAUGCAUAUCCUACGUGCAUACGAAUGCAAUGUCGAGUUGUCUGGAUACCUCACUCCACCCCAGCGAAUAUGCGUCAAAAUUAGCCAUCAUCUAUUCCGAAAGAACCAGUUAGCCAACACGAGGGAAUUGAAAAGCCUCAUUUCGUUCUACCCAGAAAAAGAGUGGGAUUAACAAGGGUGUGAAACCCCCGUCGACAUACUCCAUCCAACAGGAGCUGGGACAAAUCGUAUUUGUUUGCGGGGAGAAAUACCAUGGCGGGGUCCGAGCUUCUCCAGCCAGCCUUGCAUCACCUCCGGCACAGGACAGCGUUGCUUGGCAUUCAACAGAUUGGGUUGCCAAAAAUUGAUAAGCUUACCCCCGCGUUUUUUGCAACUUUCCGGGGUUGGUUCAUUAUUAUUGAGAGCUGGGUCCCAGCUUUUCACUCUGUCAACAAGGCGAGGUCCAAUAAUAUUAUUUGCUCCACAAAUGCUUACGUUUGUUCUCUGACCCCGUCUGUUCGCAUAACUAUGACACUGAUCUUUCUCCUUGUUACAGCAAGGGGUACGUAUUUUUGCUAAAAGACGAACUCUGAUGCCAGCAUUUCGGGUUACAGGGCACAAGAAGACCAGAAUAGGGGAGCAGCGGGUUCUGUCAACUUCCACAGUACAAUGUGCGAAUGAAGUCUGCCAAUAUCAAGAUGAUUGUUAAGCAACUUUUUUAUUUUUACUUUUACUUUUAUGUCUUUUUUUUCACUUUUUGAGGUUCAGUGACUACAAAACGAAGUGAAAUAAUGAAGCGACGGAAUCCCUUCUACCAACCUCAAAAGGAGCACGAAUCAGCUAUACACUUCAUUGAUUAUGCUUUAAUAUACUGUUUGAAUACACGCGCUUGCCUCAUCUCCUUUCCCCACUAAUCAAUGGACCAAAAAAUGAAACUAAGAACAUCUUCACCAACCUAUGCAGGGCCCACCCAUUUCAGGGCUGCCUCAGGUAAUUCAAAAUGUCGAAGGAGAGCGGUAGUUGCAAGUUGAGUCUCAGAUGCUUUGCACAUCCUCUUCGACCAGAAAAACCAAGAUCAAUUUGCAAGAACAUUAACUAUUUGCAGCGCAUGGACAAAAUGCGACGUUUCAGAAACAUGGGUAGGGAAAUAAUGGGUAUGUAUGCGUUUAAUUGGAAUCCAGGCGGAAAUGAAGUGGGUGAGUGGUCAAUUUUCGAGUGUUGCUCCCAUCGAAUUCGAAGAGUAAGGUGGCAGGAGAACUGGAUAUUCUGAUUUCGAUCACUAUGCGCAUGUCAGAAAUAAGGAGCACAUAGCCACCUAGUUGUUUCUGGUGUUUGAUCACAAGACAGGUAUUUGUUUACUAGCUACGGGCAUGAGAGUCGAGAAAAGCAACACAAAAAAGCAUUUCUCAGUGCUCUCCAAAGUUUCGAUUUAAUAGCCCUUAUUAAUGAGUGACAUGGUCGUCUCCAGCAGAUGGGUUUGAAAUUCGAUUAUUAUGCUGGAUAAUGAGCCGUGGGGAUAAUUCUGCACAGACGAUACUUUUCAGGGAAGAAAGCCACAAGAUAGAAACCCCCAAGUCACUGCAUGGCACUCGGGAUGUUGGCGGCUGCGACUGACGGGCCCAUUCGAAAAGCUGUUGUGCCACAUUAACGAAAUUCAGCCUUUGGAAAACACUUGCAAGUGGGUCUGGUUUGAUUCUAUCUAGCAUCCAAAGUGAAUCAAUAAUACACUACGAAGCCAUCAAUCCAAACUAGAAGCAAAAUGCCGGCAUUUGGAUAAUCCUAACACACUCCUGGUCAAACCAGAAUGAUCUCCCCACGCUACAAUGGCCGCAGUUAUUGCUAAGGCCGAACAACCGCCAGACAUUGAGAGAAAGCCUGAUCUUGAAGCACCGCCUCGCGAGCCUCUCAGACUGUUCUUCUGUUCCUCGUCGCGCAUCAACUGGAGAUCCGAACCUUACGUCUGUCACCAAGUCGAUUGCGAACUAAGCCACGGAUAAAAUGGUGGCAGAAAUUGUAGACGAGAAUGAGCCGAAUUCCGCCGGGAGUGGCACAGGGUAGUAGUGAUAUCAAUCCAGGGUUCCAUAAUCUCGAUCAAAGCGAAGGAUAAGAUGGAAUAGAAUACAAGGCAGAAAGAAGGACAAUAAUGGGAAUUUCCACCAGGCACCCAAGCAGCUCAUCAGUCCGUGCGGUUCAACAGUUUUCCAGAUAUAAGUUGAUUGUGGGACGCAACUAGGACCAACAGUGGGCAAUAUUUAAGUCCUGGAAGCUUCCUUCUUACUGGCAGGGUCGCCGCAACACCUCACCAAUUAUGACGCUGGCCUUGCAGCUCUAGACUGAGAAUCUUGGAGUUCCCCAACUGUCACCGCGCCAUCGCCGCCGGGGAUGUACUGUACAUCGCAGUCACCCCGCGCGUCUUCUAUCCUUCAAUCUUUGCCUUGCCCGAUAUUAGCAGACCUCCUUCGUUCGGCCGGAUUCCAGACAAAGGUGGGCGUAGCGCUGACAGGCCCGGACAAACCAGAACACCAGUAUCAAUAUCUUCAAGAUUUUACUGUGGUAGGAGAAACCAUGGGCUACCGUUCGUAUUUCAAAAAUUCCACAUGUGCGACCAGCAGGCGAACAUGCGACAUUGCAGUGGGAUAGAAAGUCAAAAGUCGGUUAGUGCUCCAUAGUAGCAGCCCGGAUCGUUAGUCGCAUACUCCGUACAUCGUAGAGGCAUCACGAGUCUGUGGCUGGGGCGCUGGGGUCAAAUUUUCUACAUACCGCGUUAAGCCCAGAUACUGUUGGCUGACACCAACUGCAUGGGCCAGGGUGGUCCCUGAGUAUGGGGUACUGGAUUUAAGGUGUUCCCCUUCACAGAACCACCUACCGGUGGUAAAUUGCCGAGCUCUCUUAUGGCUGCUGGGCAUCGACGGGCGAGAGUCGCGACGAUCCAGGAGUACCAACACCAGCCUGCCUCCUAGGCUGGCUGGCGGUCUUGGAGCCUAUCACGCCAAUAGGGCCUUGCAAACCGCUCAUAAUCGGAAUCUGACAGCCGCACUGGUUCAUACAAACCCCCACACGUCCGACCCUCGACAGCCCAGCUGCUUCAAGCAUGCAACUCUCAACGAGCUGCUGCGAGGUUUGACCAAUAUCAAGAUGCGGGCUUUUCAGCACUAUUUCACACCGAGCAGAUGAUCUUGCUUCACCACCCCUCAAUGGCCGCUCUAUCAAAGCUUCCCUAGGUAGUGGAUACAUCGAACUUCGCAGACUGUUGUGGUUGCAGCUCUAGCUACCGCCCAGAUUGAGAAUGUUUCUCGUCUUCCUCGUUGCCAAUGAUGGAGGCAAUCGGGCAGAUUGAACGUAGCCCAAGCAUGCGAUUGGAGAUCGGGGCUGGAUCAAUACACCGCAGCUUGAGGAGCAGGGUACAGGCCCGCUGCGGACGGGAAUUUUUACCCCUACCCCCUAAUACCCUAGUUGAUGUAGACCUUCAUCGGUGUUGAGGAUUCAGAUGUCUUUUUUUUUUUUUUUUUGCAUCGUUCU